Molecule: messenger RNA, 2607 nt
Organism: Penicillium cataractarum
Lineage: Eukaryota; Fungi; Ascomycota; Eurotiomycetes; Eurotiales; Aspergillaceae
Product: ribonuclease P/MRP protein subunit POP1
Exons: 2
Coding region: 1-2607 (868 amino acids)
Biological process (GO): tRNA 5'-leader removal
Cellular component (GO): nucleolar ribonuclease P complex; ribonuclease MRP complex
Source: RefSeq, a predicted model, not a curated record
AUGGCCUCCAAUCCCGCCAAAAGGAAGCCAUUCGGCGCAUCCGGGCCUCAUGGUGCGACCGGAGCCGCGAGGAAGCGUGCGAAAACCUUUGACGCACGUACGCUGGCCGUGCAGUCCACCGAUGCUGCCCUCUCCGCAACAGGCGAGCUCGAUGUCGCCGCAUACGCUGCUGCCCGGGCAUUCGAAAUUCAAGCAUUGGAGGAGGGCAUGCAGCGCUCGAAAAAUGCGCUGACGACACGUGCGUUUCAAAAGGUGCCUCGCUCGCUGCGACGUCGGACGGCGAGCCAUAAUGUGAAACGAGUUCCACGGAGGUUGCGGGCGCGGGCACAGCGAGAGAUGGUUGAGGACAAUACUCCUACGGUCACCGCACGGCGUCGCAAACCAAGCCAGAUAAUGCGCAUCCGCCUCGAAGCCGCUCGACGUCUCCAAAAUCUCAAUGCCAAAUCUAAGAAUCGACGGUUAGCAGCACGCACCAAACGAGACAAAGAGAACGAAACUACCGCCAAGGAAGAAGGAAGCCAUACUUUCAACAUUGCGCCUCGAGUGCCGAAGAUCAAAAAGGGCAAGCUGUCACGCCCGCCACCCGCAGAUGCGAAGUACCGCAAGCGCCAGCGAUGCAAGACUUGGCUGCCGACGCACAUGUUUCAUGCGAAGCGUGCUCAUAUGGCUACCACCAAGGAUCCGAUCUGGCGGUUCGCUAUUCCUAUCUCGCCUACGGAGAAGAGUUAUCGACCUACGCAUCGAGCUCGCGGUGCCCGUGGUGCUGUGGCGUGGGAUAUGAGCUAUAUGUCUACCGUGCAGCUAGAAGGGACGGAGACUUGCAUUGAAGCUGUCUUGCGAGCAGUUGGUGUCAAUGGUGAUGAGGCGUGGGGUACGAAGGGCAAGAAGUGGAGGGCUGGAACGAGGUCUUUGCAAGCUUGGGCAUUUGAGAAAGAACAGCCAACCAGACCAAUUGCACCCAUCACGCUGAUCUGGUGUGUGCAGCCCAAGGUUGAGGAUGUUGAAAUGAUUGAUGCGGACAAAGCUUCUACCACCGUGAAGAUAAAGAUACCACGGAGAAAGCUCUUUAUCCGCGUCCACCCAUCUGCAUUCUUGCAGCUGUGGACCGAUUUGCUUGAGAUUUCCAAGCGACAGAACCCGCCCGUCAUGGUCGAGGACUUGAGAUUUGAGAUUGGUAGCAUCGAGAUCACCGGUCCAGGAUCUGCCGAGGCACUGUUGGCUACAUUGCAGCCUGUCUUAGGCGCAGAAGGUCUCACGGCACAGAGUCCAGAAGCGACCUGGCUAUCUUUACUCGGCGUAUCAAACCCGUCAUCACUGCCUCAGAAUGCUCUUCUGUCUUUCCCUGUUUCUGAUCCUCGCCUCCAAUUUCCACCGCGCAGUCUCAAACUCCCGGACAACGAAUCUCACAUGAAUGACCUGGCUGUCUUGCUCUCUACAUGGUCACCCGACCAAACCCAGGGUCCAUCCACGCUUUUUGACCGCCCAAGUCGCCUUGCUGCUAUUCGACAGCUUCCAAGUCAAAAGGCUAUUAACCGUCGUCGUGCUCUCGUCGGCCCUGGCAAAUAUCCUGCUGCACAAGCCACUGACCCACAAAUUCCUGUUAUGAUAACAGCCAAUCGUCCACAGACUCGGUCAAAACGGAAUACUGCUCCAGGCUCCUGGACCGUACUUUUACCGUGGAAAUGCGUGGCUCCAGUAUGGUACUCGCUCAUGUUCUACCCUCUAUCAAGCGGUGGAAAUCCACGUUUCGGUGGCUUGAAGGAGCAGCAGCAGCUUGCUUUUGAGGCGGGCGAGGGAUGGUUCCCGGGCGAUUUCCCUGGUACCCGAGCUGGCUGGGAGUGGAGCCAACGCGAGGCCGAGAAGUCUCGACGUCAAUGGGAGCGACGACCUAAGGGACGCCGGGUUGAGUUUGACAGUCUCGUCCUGGGCGAUGGCCAUCCCAAGGGAGAGAUUGGCCACGGCUGGACCUGUGACUGGCAGAGGCUCGUUGAAGGUCCGUCGAAGGAUCAAGCCAGCCAUGAUACUGCUGAAAAGGACAAUAACACAACUGAUCCCAACAUUCCACCCUCCAACAUCCACAGCGUCCGCUAUCCACCCAGUGAGACAAAUCUUCUUCUGGACAAACUCAGCAAAUCUCCCGUUGACUCUUCGGCUCUCGCUACAAUCCAUCUUACCCUCUCCAAUCGCGGCACUCCCACAUCCUGUGCCCGCGUCUAUCGCCUUCCAACAAAUCCAGUCCUGCGGCAAAAAUGGCUUGAUCUUGCUUCUCCAUCAAAUAAAAAGACCAAUGAGCGGAAACACCCCCGUAAAACAAAAUCCACUCCCUCCAGCGAAGAAGCCCAGCGCCAACUCGCUGAAGCAUUGGCCACCACUGCGAUCCCCGAAGAUCCCGGAUCUGAACACUUGCAAGUCCCUACUGAGGAAGACCUGAUAGGCUUUGUGACCGCAGGAAACUUCAAUCUCUCCGAGGGCAAGGGAACGGGUGUUGGAUCGAUUCUACUGUCGAAGGUUUUACUACCCGGUGUGAAACCAUCUGAGAGGAAGAUGUGCAUUGUUAGGACUGCAGGAGAGAAGAUAGGACGAUUGGGAGUGUGGGAGCUCGUGUGA